Messenger RNA from Copidosoma floridanum, 1449 nucleotides. It is a transcript of the gene Prp18, whose product is annotated as pre-mRNA processing factor 18. Gene Ontology annotation, biological process: generation of catalytic spliceosome for second transesterification step; RNA splicing. The record is from RefSeq and is a predicted model, not a curated record. Gene Ontology annotation, cellular component: U5 snRNP; U4/U6 x U5 tri-snRNP complex; U2-type post-spliceosomal complex. NCBI's taxonomy places the organism in Eukaryota, Metazoa, Arthropoda, Insecta, Hymenoptera, Encyrtidae.
AAGAAAAACGGAAAAAUAUAACAACAUAUUACGAGGUUAAAGACGUUUAUUUUGACUGAAAUCUUUGUUUUUCAAGUGUUUAACAGUUUAGAAGUUGUUUUCUAUUUUCCUAUCAUGGAAAUUUUGAAAGCAGAAAUAGCAAGAAAGCGCAAAGAACUUGAAGAAAAAAAUCUUUUGCAAAAUAACCGAAAAUACUUUAAAAGAGGUGAUUUGCUGGCUACGGAGCUGAGAACAACCAAUGACACAAACUCUAGCAACAAAACAGACAGCCAAGGUAGCACUGCAACUCAUGAGAAUCUGAUUCAAGAUAAUGCACAAAUACUUCCGAGAGCAGAGGUUGUUAGGAAGUUGAGGGAAAGAGGAGAACCAAUUUUAUUAUUUGCUGAAACUGAAACUGAUGCCUUCAAGAGACUGAGAAAAUCUGAAAUACUCGCGCCAGAAAUAAACAAGGGUUUAAGAAAUGAUUUCCAAGAGGCUAUGGAUCAGGUUGAUCAAGCUUAUCUUGACGAAAUUCUGGAAUCCUCAAAACCAGGAGAACAGCGCAAAAAAGGUGAUGUUCCCGUCCCAGAUGCGGAAAUAACGUAUGAGGACAUUCAAAAGAUGGCGGAAAAACUUGACAAGAAUGACCGAGAAACCGAUAUGAAGAUCAUUACGCAGUUUUUGCAAUUUCUACUCAAGUUAUGGGGUGAUCAGCUCAAUAGCAGGCGAGGUGCAGAAAAGAUGAGUACCAAAGGUAAAAUGGAUGGUGCCAUUUAUGCACAGACAGGAGAGUAUCUCAAACCUCUGCUCAGAAAGUUGAAGAACAAAUCACUUCCUGAAGACAUUACGGACAGCUUGACAGAAAUCGUCAAACAGUUGCUCGACAGAAAUUACAUUUUAGCUAGUGACGCUUAUCUUCAAAUGGCAAUCGGCAACUCGCCAUGGCCAAUUGGUGUCACUAUGGUUGGUAUUCACGCGCGUACCGGACGAGAAAAGAUUUUCUCGAAAAACGUGGCCCACGUGAUGAACGACGAGACUCAGCGCAAGUACAUUCAGGCUCUCAAACGACUUAUGACCAAGUGUCAGGAGUAUUACCCGACCGAUCCGUCGCGCUGUGUCGAAUAUUCCAAAUUUUCAUAAACUCGACAUCACAACAUGUAAAAGUAAUUGUACAUUUUUUUUUUUUUUUUUUCACAACAAUUUAGUAAGUUGAUGUAUAAGUUAUACUAUUUAUUAGGUAUCGUUGAAAUCGUAUUGACGUCUCGUUAAAAAAUAAAGAUUGUAUUUUUAUCAAAUUCAUCCAUGGUAUUUUUCAACAGGUCGUCUUCUUCCGGUAAACGAAAAAGAUUUCGUAUUCGAAAAAAAACCACGGAGCGACUUAUUUUUAUCCUCGCUUCCAUCGUCGAUGUGACAUAAUUAGUGUCUAUUAUUGACGAAGCUCGGCAAUCGCUUAUUUCUCCAUCACUUAAG